Pungitius pungitius (ninespine stickleback) is the source of this 4724-nucleotide messenger RNA. Its product is annotated as proline-rich protein 36-like. The transcript is spliced from 6 exons. Bases 503 to 4393 code for a protein of 1296 amino acids. NCBI's taxonomy places the organism in Eukaryota, Metazoa, Chordata, Actinopteri, Perciformes, Gasterosteidae. The record is from RefSeq and is a predicted model, not a curated record.
UCACAUUAAUUUCAAUGAGAAAGAAUGUCCAAACCUCUGACUUGUACUGCAUUUAAUAUCCUUUAAUCAUUUGAGAUAAGUACUUAAACUCAGAAGGAAGUUGUAUAGGUCAAGAGAAAGAAAAACAGAUACAAGCGUAUGCAGGUUCUAAUUGUAGGACCAAAGACCUGAAAACUAAUACAAUUAAGCCUAAAAGCCUUGAUAUGACAGCCAAAUAACUCGUUUGCCUUUGUCAGAUGGUCACACUAUAAAAAAGACAAAUGUUGUUUUCUACAUCUUUCGUUCAAUUAGUCUCUAUUCUGCCACCUUGAUAUGUUAUGCUUUUAACCACAAAGGUACGCCCCCACAUUACCUGCCCUAUUGGAAACACCUGCUGUGUUCAGGUGUUUGAUUAGGUGUAAUCAGGACCAGACUUUAACAACUCAGGCUUUAACACCAGCAGAGUGGAGGAGAGUUCAGCAUUUGAGGUGAUCGGCACAUACAGUGCUUCUUCUCUGUUCCAAUGGCAUGUAGCGAGAGCGGAAGCAGUAAGAUUUUACUAUGUUUAACACUUUUAGUCGUUUUCGGUUCACUUUGCCAUUGUGCUCGACUUACAACGCUCAAGGCAUUGGCUAAGUUAAGAGGAAACUCAACACGUGUCAUAAGUCAAUCUAAAGGAAGGGAUGUGCGCCACGGAAGACUCCUAAUAGGACAAAGUUCUAUGCAAGAUGACCAACUGGGACGAUCUAAGGCCACAAAUGCCUUCCUUGAUGUUGAUUAUCAACAGGACAUGGGCUGGGGUGAGCCCAUACUACUUCAAGAAAGGGGAGAUGGCGUUUCAAGGCCGACUUCAAAGCCAGAGCGUGAAGUGGUUGAUCGUCUCCUUAAAAUGGAUCCAAGGGUUGAAUGUAUGGGAGACUCCAUGAAGCUUCAAAUCCAGUACACGGAUUCUACCCCUGGAUCGCUGAUCUUUGUGGACAGGGGAAGUCUCCUUUCUCCUCUGCCACUGUCCAAGUUGCCCCCGAGUUGCGGUUACAAAAUCCGGUCUACACAUCGUGAUCUGGUGUUGGUUGCACCUUAUGAUGGCUGCUUUGUCGCUCUUGAGGAGGAUUGCUAUGUUCUUCCAUUGCGUUGGUCUGGGUUACCAGUGAGGAUGUCAUGCCCUUUGAGGCAGUCUUCACCUAACCCUCCAAUGGUGGCAUGCCAUCCUCAGGGCAUGGUUGUGAAAACUGGUUGGACCGUAUCUGUUGAAAACAUUAACGUCAAUUUGAUUGGUGACUGGGAGCCGCUGAUGACUGCUUCAUCCAGAUGUGGGUUCAGUAUAGUUGUACAUUCUGAGGGUGUGGUCAUCUCUGCCCGCUAUGCACCCUGCCUAGAGAAAAAGAAUGGAAUGUACACGCUUGAAUUGGCUGGUGAACAAGAAAUCAGAAUUUCCUGUCCAUCACUUUUCCCGCUUCAAACUGGACAAACCUCAUCUGAUGGAGAACUGCGAACUGAAACCCCAAUCCGCCAGGUGUAUCCCUCCCCCCCAUCUCUGUUAACGUAUAUACAAUCUAAUGUUCCCCAGGGGACCGGUUCUGUAGAUCAAGCCUCUAUCAAGCCUCCAGUCACCCAACAGCCCACUGGUCAACUGCUUUACCCUUAUCCAUUCUAUGUAAAAAUGCCAUAUGGUCCCCCUCUUACACCCACUUCAGAAAAGACAACGCAUCAGAUUUCCCCUACAAUGUCUCCCACAAUACCUACUCCAAAGAACGAAGUGCCGUUAAAGCUUUACGCUCCUUCUGGCCCAGUAGCACACCCCCUUUAUCCUUUCUAUCCGCCAACUGAUGCUCUGUGGCCUCCACAGCCCAACACUCCUCCUAGCCCAGUAGGGCCACCGUUCUACCCCUUCUUUGCAAAACCAACUGCUGCUCCAUGGCUUUCACAGCCCGAAGCUUCUACGGGCCACAUAGGUCAGCCGUUCUAUCCCUUCUAUCUGCCAACUGCUGCUCCAUGGCCUUCACAGCCAGAAGCCCCCACUAGCCCAGCAGAGCAGCCCCUCGAUCCCUUGUACCCAAAGCCAACUGCAGCUCCAUGGCUUCCACAGCCCGAAGCCCCUCCUGGCCCAGAACUGCAGCCUCUCUAUCCCCUCUACGCAAAGCCAACUACAUCUCCAAGGCCUUCACAGCCAGAAUCCCCUCCUGACUUAGUAGAGCCACCCCUCUAUCCCUUCUACCAAAGGCCAACUGCUGCUCCAUGGCCUCCACAGCCCGAAGCCCCUCCUGGCCCAGUAGAGCAGCCCUUCUCUCCCGUAUACCAUAAUCACACUGGUGCUCCAUGGCCUCCACAGCCUGAAGGCCCUCCUGGCCCAGUACAGCAGCCUCUCUAUCCCUUCUACGCAAAACCAACUACUUCUCCAAGGCCUUCACAGCCAGAAUCCCCUCCUGACUUCGUAGAGCCACCCCUCCAUCCCUUCUACCCAAGGCCAACUGCUGCUCCAUGGCCUCCACAGCCCGAAACCUCUCCUGGCCCAGUAGAGCAGCCCCACGAUUCCUUCUACCCAAAGCCAAUUACUGCUCCAUGGCUUCCACAGCCCGAAGGCCCUCCUGGCCCAGUACAGCAGCGCCUCUAUCCCUUCUAUACAAAGCCAACUACUUCUCCAAGGCUUUCACAGCCAGAAGCCCCUCCAGACUUGGUAGAGCCACCCCUCUAUCCCUUCUACCCAAGGCCAACGGCUGCUCCAUGGCCCCCACACCCCGAAGCCCCUCCGGGCUUAGAGCAGCCCUUCUACCCAAGGCCCCCACAGCCCGAAACCUCUCUGGGUCCAGUAGAGCAGCCCUUCUAUCCCGUAUACCAUAAUCACACUGGUGCUCCAUGGUCUCCACAGCCCGAAGGCCCUCCUGGCCCAGUACAGCAGUCUCACUAUCCCUUCUACGCAUAUCAAACUACUUCUCCAAGGCCUUCGCAACCAGAAGCCCCUCCAGGCUUAGUAGAGCAGCCCCACUAUCCCUUCUACCCAAGGCCAACGUCUGCUCCAUGGCCCCCACACGCCGAAGCCCCUCCGGACUUAGAGCAGCCCCUCUAUCCCUUCUACCCAAGGCCUCCACAGCCCAAUACUUCUCCGGGCCCAGUAGAACAGCCCUUCUAUCCCGUAUACCAGAAGCCCACCGGUGCGCCUUGGCUUCCACAGCCUGAAGCCCCCCCAGCCAUGGUAGAGAAGCCUCUCUAUCCAGUCUACACGGGGCCAACUACCGCUCCAAUGACUCCACAGCCCAACGCUCCGAUGGACCCAGAACGGCAGCCCCUCUCUCCCGUUUAUGCUCUGCCAACUGCUGCACCCAAUAUGCCACAACCAGAAGCCCCGUACGGCCAGGUAAAGCCGCCCCUAUAUCACUUUCCCUUCUAUUUGCCUAAGCCUAGCAGCAUAGACUCCCAAAACCCCUUACCUGUUUACUGCCCUCAGUUUUGCCAAUCAGUUUCCUUGAAUUGCUGUCCCCAAAUUGCAUUUCAUCACCAUGUACAUCAAAUUAUCCCGUUUGGACUUGAUGCUCAAGAUUCACCUUCACUUAAUAAAGGACCACAAUCUCAACCUUCAGGUGCAUAUUCUGGGUUUGGCAAUGACUUGCUUUCUAUUCCCCGUCAAAAGCCAACUGAUUCAAGGACGAGGCAAGCUACCGAAACUUCUACCCCUGUACCCAUUACAAUUCCAUCCCUUCAAUCUGGAAAUGCAAAGACACAUCUUCUGCCACCAGAUGGCAACCUUGCUGCACCACAUUAUAUUUCUAGCAAGCCUGCAAAUCCUGAAAGGACAAUUUUCCCCUAUGAUGAGCCAAGGUAUCUUUAUCCAAGUUGGUCAUAUCUACAACAGAGCAAGGAGCUGCAGAGUUUAACGCAAAGCCCAUCACCAGCUUCCUACACUGUAUCCACGAUGCCACAGGAUCAACGUUAUAAACAAGAAAAUCCAGUGCUGCAAUAUGAAUCACAUAAUGUACAGCCCCAAAAGCAGCUGAACUUAGAACUUUUCAGUUGGGAUAUGAAUAAUCCAUCUGGAUCUUCCAACGGGCAGUAUGGUCAACAGAAGCCAAUAGUAAAGCACCAAAUGCUUCAAGAUGAUGAAUCUCAAAUAAAUGACAAAUAUACGUCCCCCAACAACAUAUCUGGACUACAAACAUUAUUGAGGGGCUCAAGAAAAUCCAAUAAUCAUGGAUCAACUUUACACUCGUCCGCUGAUCCAAAGAGUUAUGUACUGCUGCAGCAUGGCCCACCGGCUGGGCAGCCGAACGGUGACAUUGACUCUCCUCUGACUUCUGGUGACCUGGUUCACGAUGCAAACUUAAGGGCACAACUUUCAAGGCAUCAUGGUAAAAAACCUGAACGUCUUCAGAAUUUAAAAACCCCACAGGAAAAAUCCAAACGUCCCAAAUUGCUGGGCUAAUCCCUCACUUGACAUCUACAUGCCUUGGCAUGGCGAUGAAAUUGGGAUAAACAUUAGUUAUCUCUUUGGCCUCAGGAACCUUAAUUCCUUGCGUCAUUCAGAUUCUUGUAGAUAAUGACUUUUAGACUCUAUCCAGAGAUUCCACUCAAUGUUCCAGGAAAUAAAUUUCAACAAAAGUACUGACCAACAAGCUGACAUGUUCAAAUUAUGAGUGUUUUAAGCAAGUCUCCAGGACUAUGUCUCUUGCAGGACUGAAACGAGUGUUUUGUGGGGAACUGAAAAGCAGAAAUGUGAUCUUCUAAAUAAAACAUUUCAAAACAACUAAGGACUU